This is a messenger RNA of Penicillium samsonianum, 1140 nucleotides long. RefSeq lists its product as uncharacterized. Bases 1 to 1140 code for a protein of 379 amino acids. The transcript has a single exon. Lineage: Eukaryota; Fungi; Ascomycota; Eurotiomycetes; Eurotiales; Aspergillaceae. The record is from RefSeq and is a predicted model, not a curated record.
AUGAAGUCUGUUGAUCCUGUUGAAAUUUCUACACCCAAGGCCAUGGACGAAGAGUUGCAACCAGCCUGGCCCAAGUCUGACUCCAAGACUCGACGACGCCUCAAGAUGCUAUGUCGACGCAAAUUCUCAAUUUCUCCCCACUAUCAGCGCAUCAUGCAGUCUCGCACUCCCGAGCCUGUUACCGAGAUGUUCGGCCCUCCUACCGAUACCCGCGUUAAAGACUUUGCUGAUAACUCGGCCUACACUACUCGUGACCUCGGCGUUUCUCUUGUCACCUCCUCCGAGCCGACUCCACUUUCUCGGGUUACACAAGACUUGCCGUCGACUACGGACUGGUUUAACAACCCCGUGUCUGCUCAUGUCGAGCCACCAGUGGCCAAGACUCCUAGUCAGCAUCUUCGUGUCGAAUCUGCCCCUAGCAUUCCUCGUUUGGGAUCUCCAUUCGUGUACAGCACUUGGGGCCCCGGUGGAUUAAAUCGCCAGGUCCAUGAUCCCAAUGCUCGACGUGAGACCGUUCAUGUUCCGGGUUAUCGUGCCCGACGCAACACAUACUUCGACCAGUCUUUGCCCGAUACUGACGAUGUAUUCGCGAGCGUAUCUAGGGAGCACAAGAAUCCUUCCGAUCAAGAAGUUGAACGUCGCUUGGAGGACUAUGUUCGUGACAAUAAGUUCCAAGACAUGGGCCAUGGUCGAAUCCGCAUUCGCAAUCGUGGAGCUACUACUAGCGCUGUCAAUCCCAGAGAUAUGGAUCAACUUUUCUCUCCGCCCUCGUCCCUCAACUCGGGCCCAAUUGAACCCGAGGAGACUACACCUGUUUUGAAACCCCCCAUGAACCCAUUGUUAGACCUGGGUGAAAACAUUAAACGCCUUGGCUCACCCUUCCGGAUCGAAGGAGGACACAAGCGUCGCGAAGCCCCGAAGCGGGUCACUAGACAAGCACUUUCACUGUCUGAUCCAUUCUCGAGCGGUGGCCCUUCAUAUGUCGGACCCGAUGACAAUACUUCUCCCAUGCAGGUUUCUCCGGCUCAAGUACACGAUAAAGCCCUGGGUACUUUGCCAUACAAUGCGUCAGAAGAUGGCCUUUCUGAUGCUGAGCGCAUCCGCCGGCAAAUCUUGAAUAUGCCAUUCACACGCAACUAA